UCCUUGUCGAUCGAGAACACACCCAAAUUUAUUGACUGGAAUCCGUUCCUCUUCGUCUACUUCGUAGCCAUGGCAACGAAGGUCUUGCCGCCUCACGACGUCCUCAUGGCCCAGCAGAUGCGGCACAUAGCAGCCUUCCUCCCCGCCCGGAAACCUAAAAGAAACCCUAACCCCAAGCCCUCGAGGAAGCGGCGGGAGGGCUCCUCCAAGCCGGCCAAGACCGGCGAAGGAAAACGCCUGGCCGAGGGACAGGUAACGAUCCUCCAGCGAGGAGAGCCGCUGGACGCGGCGGAGAUGGUCGGAGAUCAGAAGGCCGCAGAGGCGGCCACGGCGGUGUACGCCGGGUCGACCUUUUUGGUCUCGCCAUCGCCGAGCUCGCUACCGCUGCCGAACUUUUCGUUGAAGAAGGAGGUACCGAGGAUAGUAGACUGCGGGACCCAGCAUCUCAGGCGUUUACUUCGUCUGGAGUAGAAAAAGAAGAAAUAAAAAAUUCCGUUUUUUUUGGCUUCGGAUCGAAUCUCUGCGUUUGUAUUUUAGGAGAAACGGGAGAGACGAUCUGGGAUCUGAUGAUUGGAAUGGAGGGUCGGAUGAUGCCUCGAUAUUGAUGUCAUAUGCGAAGCUAUGGAUGAUGGUUCGGGGAGUUUCAGGUUAUGACUAAAGAUAUCAAAGUCUGAAGGCGAAGCAGGAAGUAGCCUAUCGAGUCUGCAUCAAUUUGAUUUAUUUUACCUGUUCAUACUGGUUUCUCUAGGGGAAAUUCGCUCAGCUGUUUCAAUUAAUUAUUGUCGAUCGGAUGGGUUUCACUUAAGGUCAACCGCUCUUUGAUUCUUUCUUUAGAUGAAAUCAGCAGCUUGGGAUGUCCGUCUCCAUCUUAAAAUGUGGUGGAUUUUAUUUUGCCACAGCAUAAAUCCUGAAGCACAUCCCGUUUGAUCAUAUGACUUCAUAAAUAUCGAUUAGAAGA
Elaeis guineensis (African oil palm) is the source of this 958-nucleotide messenger RNA. RefSeq lists its product as uncharacterized. The record is from RefSeq and is a predicted model, not a curated record. NCBI's taxonomy places the organism in Eukaryota, Viridiplantae, Streptophyta, Magnoliopsida, Arecales, Arecaceae.